This is a messenger RNA of Lactuca virosa, 768 nucleotides long. Lineage: Eukaryota; Viridiplantae; Streptophyta; Magnoliopsida; Asterales; Asteraceae. The record is from the annotation of a GenBank genome assembly.
AUGGUCUCCUCUUUUCCAUCUUCCAUGCAAGAUGUCUUCGUUCUUCCUCCCAUCAGUGGUCUAGGUGUGAAAAAUCAAAAUAUUGAGGCGGAUAAUUCUUUAGUGUAUCUUCCAGUUCGAUCAUGGGGUUCCUUUGCUACAUGUGGAAGAAGGGAGUCCAUGGAGGAUACUCACUUUCUUAUGCCUCAUGUGGAGAAUCAAAAAGAUGUCCAUAUGUUUGGAUCUUUGAUGGGCACCGAGGUGGUGCAGCUGCAGGAUUUUGUGUUGGAGCAUUCAGAAAGGAAUGAAAGACGCAGCAUGUCAUCAAUGAUAGAUGUCCCAGGACCUGUGAUGGUUUCCCGUGAGAGAUUUGGGUUCAUAUUGAACAUCAUUGACACACCAGGGAUUGUUGAAGGAGGUUAUGUCAAUGACCAGGCUCUUGACCUCAUCAAAAGAUCAGAGGCUCUUCUAAAAGUUGUAGAAUCUGGAGGUCGUUUUAGGAAACGUGAAGUUAAGUGGCAGUCAAUUCCAGUUGUAUUGGUUGAAAAUAGUAGCACGUGCUGGAAAGCAUACCUUUGGCUUCCCUUCAUCCCAUUGAUUAUAAUACUUAUAGUUGGAACAAAACUACAAGUGAUAAUAACAAAAAUGGGGAGAAGGACUCGUGAAAUGGCAAAUGUGGUGAAGGGUACACCAAUGGUUCAGCCAGGAGACGAUCUCUUCUGGUUUGGUCGACCCAAACUCGUACUUAUACUAAUCAAUUUUUGCUCUUUCAGUAUUCGUUUCAUCUAG